AUGAUUUGGGCAAAUACGAAAUACAUUGGCUGUGGAGCUACUUAUUAUGAAGAUAGUUUUAAACUGCCAUAUCAGAUAUUGUUGGUGUGCAACUAUCGACCAGCUGGCAACAUCGUAGGCGUACAACCGUACGAGAAGUUUGAAGGUACAAGAUGCAGCAGCGGUGUUCAAUCUACCGUAUACCCCAGCUUAUGCGCCCAGGAUGCGAAGCAGGCCGCUGGAAACUAUACUGUUUACUGUGAAACCUUUAGUAGCCAGAGCUUUAGGCUACAUCCUGCAGCAAUAUUAUUAUUUAUUCUCUUGCUAACACCAUUAUAA
This is a messenger RNA of Nezara viridula (southern green stink bug), 318 nucleotides long. Lineage: Eukaryota; Metazoa; Arthropoda; Insecta; Hemiptera; Pentatomidae. The record is from the annotation of a GenBank genome assembly.